Salvelinus namaycush (lake trout) is the source of this 714-nucleotide messenger RNA. RefSeq names its product synaptonemal complex protein 1-like. Gene Ontology annotation, biological process: chiasma assembly; meiotic DNA repair synthesis; lateral element assembly. Gene Ontology annotation, molecular function: double-stranded DNA binding. Lineage: Eukaryota; Metazoa; Chordata; Actinopteri; Salmoniformes; Salmonidae. The transcript has 8 exons. The record is from RefSeq and is a predicted model, not a curated record. Gene Ontology annotation, cellular component: central element; male germ cell nucleus; synaptonemal complex. Bases 1 to 714 code for a protein of 237 amino acids.
AUGGAGAGAGGAUUCAACUUCAAGCUGUUGGUGCCUCCUAGAGUCAACCCAAUCCCAGGACAGGUUUCUACCGUCAAACCACAGGAAAUAGUGGAGGAUGGGGGAUGUUUCAUGCAAGCUUUGCAGCAGUGUGGAGAUCUGCAGGCUGAGCUCUCAAAGAAAGAUAAACAAAUGAAAGCAGUGGAGUCAAAGCUGUCCAACCUGAAGAUAAAAUUAGAGAGUAAAACUAAAGUCCAGGACGAAUACCAAAAAGAGAUAAACAAAUUGAAAGAGGAGUCAGAAAAUGUUCAACGAUCAAAUGAAGAGGAAUGUAAAAAUUUGCUUGAUGACCUUGAAACCAAAUCAACAUCUGAGACAGAGCUUCAGAAAAAGGUGCAAAAGCUACAUCUUACAGCAACAGAUGCCGUCAAGAGUAAGGAAGAUACUGAAAUCAAAUGUCAGAACAAGAUAGCAGACAUGGUUGCCUUGAUGGAAAAGCACAAGAACCAGUAUGACAAAAUGGUUGACGAGAAAGAUGCAGAGCUUGAUGAGAAGAAGAGGAAAGACAUGGAGGCAACUGCUAAUAGAACAUCACUGGAAUUGGCGCUGUCACAGCAGAACAUUGAGAAUGACCGUUUGAAGGAACAACUAAAGAAAGAAAUGAACGAGAGGAAUCAGAACUCCUCCGUCCACUGGGAAAUCUGUGCCCUGGGGGAAGAGCACCUUGGAGCUUGA